Messenger RNA from Aricia agestis (brown argus), 496 nucleotides. RefSeq lists its product as uncharacterized. NCBI's taxonomy places the organism in Eukaryota, Metazoa, Arthropoda, Insecta, Lepidoptera, Lycaenidae. The transcript is spliced from 3 exons. The coding region runs from base 87 to 377 and encodes 96 amino acids. The record is from RefSeq and is a predicted model, not a curated record. Gene Ontology annotation, molecular function: protein binding.
CGAACCAACAGGUUAUAAAGUCAGGCCCCUCGCCGGCCGUUGUCAGUCUACACAAUAGGCUAUCGCGGUGCACUGAUAUCUCGAAAAUGAAGUCUCUAACCUUGGUUCUCUUUGCCGUGCUGAUCGUGGCGGUGAGCUGCAGGCCGGACAAGCCGGAUCUCAAGCAGCUGAAGGCGGAGGCGGCGCGCAAGAAGGCCUGUCUCCACGACUGUACCUCAGUCGCGUUCGACCCGGUGUGCGCCGGGAAGACGGGAGAGAAGCCCAAGUCCUUCGGCAGCGAGUGCGUCAUGAACAACUACAACUGCGAGCACAAAGAUACCCUGAAGAAGAUCAGCAAAAGCGAGUGUACUGGGUCUGACGGAAUCCGCCUGUCUUAAACCAAACAGCUACAAAACUAUAAAAUUUCUGCUAUACCUUUUACCUACUUUAACAUACUCAUCUUUGUCUAACUAGUAUGCUAACUAUGAAAACUUUUAGUAUAUAACUGCUUUUUGAU